AUGAGUGCCGCUGUCGCGGAAGAUGGCCUCGGGGCCGAAAAGCGUCUCUCUUCUUCCGUUACUACUGCAGAGAAUGAGAAGAACGAGGAAGGAGCCAGGGACGACGCCCCCCUGGACGAGGCGAGACCCCGCCCCGAGCGAACCGCAACAUUCAACGAUUACCUGAGAGUAUUCACGUAUGCUUCCAAAUGGGACUUCCUCGCCUACGCUGCGGGCGUGUUGGCAUCCAUCGGUGCCGGCAUCACCCUGCCCCUCAUGAACGUUGUAUUCGGCAACUUCGUUGGCAGCUUUAGCAGUUUUUCAAACUUUUCCGCCGGAGCUGCCGGCAUCACCAAGGCCGAUUUUGAAUCCAGGCUGGACAGGCUGGCAUUGUACAUGUUUGCAUUGUUUAUCGGUCGUCUUGGACUCAACUAUAUCAACAAGGCCCUUUUUGCCCAAAGCAUCCAUGUCUUGGACUCGAUGCCUCCUGGAUACGCUACCACAACCAUCACCAGCACGAGCAACACCCUGCAGUUGGGCAUCUCGGAGAAGUUGGGCGUCUUUGUGGAAUUCUCGGCCACCAUCAUCGCCGCCAUAGUCAUCGCCUUCACCUACAAUUGGUUGCUGACUCUUGUGACGGCAUCCUCGAUUCUCUUUAUUGCUUCCACAGUCUCGAUACUCUUGCCGUUCAUUGUCAAAGGCAACACAAGGGUGACAAAGGCCGAGGGCAAAGCCGCCGCUGUUGCCAGCGAGGCCAUGGCCAGCAUCCGCAUGAUAAUGGCCUGUGGUGCCGAAUCUCGAAUCGCCAGCAAGUAUGCGGCCUUUGUUGAAGAGACCAAAAAACAUGCCCAGUUCAUGUCUCCAUUGAUUGCUCUUCAGUUCGGACUGAUUUUUUUCGGUGCCUUUGCCGCCUUUGCCCUUGCCUUCUGGUUCGGCAUCAAGUCGUUUGUCGACGACUCCCGGGGCAAUCUCAGUACCAUAGUCAUCGUCUUGUUCUCUGUCAUGAUGGUCGUCUUCUCCCUCGAGAGAACUUCAACGCCAAUGUUGGCUGUUAGCAAAGCUACGGUAGCCGCCUGCCAAUUCUUCACCGUCAUUGAUGCCCCUGCCCCGACCAAGGGCCACCUCGGAGACCCCCAAGUGUCUGCCACGGAGGACAUUGUGUUGGACGACGUCACCUUUGCAUAUCCCAGUCGGCCUCAUGUAAAGAUACUGGAUGCGUUAGAUUUGAGGAUCGAGGCUGGAAAGAUUACGGCAAUCGUUGGCCCAUCCGGCUCCGGUAAGAGCACCAUCGUCGGCCUCAUAGAACGGUGGUACAGCCUCAAAGAUCAACAUGUCGUGGCCAAGGCUGUGGAAAACAAGAAGAAAAAGAGGCGCUCCGAGUCUGACGAUGAUGAACCCGAGCAAGGACAGUCCGAGCCCGAGGAGACCGGUCCGCCCGUCAAACUCGGCGGCACAAUAUCCACUUCUGGUCACCAGCUCGAUGAUAUUGACCUGAAAUGGUGGCGAUCGCAAAUCGGACUGGUCCAACAGGAGCCCUUCCUGUUCAACGAUACCAUCUACACAAACGUCGCCAAUGGCCUGGUAGGUUCCCAAUGGGAACACGAGCCGGAAGACAAGAAGAGACAACUAGUCGAGGAAGCAUGUAAAGAAGCGUUUGCUGACGAGUUCAUCGACAAACUCCCCGCGCGCUACGACACACUUGUGGGAGACAGCGGCGCCAAGCUGUCAGGAGGUCAACGCCAACGGAUCGCCAUUGCCAGGUCGAUUGUUCGAAAGCCCAAAAUUCUCAUUCUCGACGAAGCCACCAGCGCCAUUGACGUCCGCGGCGAACGGAUCGUGCAGGCUGCACUGGACCGAGCUGCUCAAAACCGAACCACCAUCACCAUUGCGCAUCGUUUGUCAACGAUCAAGAAGGCCGAUCGUAUCGUCGUCCUCAAGAAGGGCAAAGUGGUGGAGAGUGGAACGCACGAGGGACUCGUCGCAGUGGAAAAUGGUGUCUAUGCCGGCCUUGUCAACGCACAAACCUUGUCCCUCGGGGCUGAACAUGACAUCGCGCACGCGACCAUUGAUACGGACGGCCAAGGGAGCGCUUUGGAGCGCAAGAAAAGCGAAGCAGCUCCUCAACAUGAUGCCACCACUGAGACCGGGCUCGAAAAGCAACGCAAUCUGGUCAGGAGCUUCGGCCGCUUCUUCUACGAAUCAAAACAACACUGGUAUCUCAUGUGCCUGACGGUGUUUUUUGCGGCGUGUGCCGGAGCUGCCAUUCCCCUUCAGGCCUACAUGUUUGCCAACGUCGUCGUCAUCUUCAAGUACGAGGGCGACAAGCCAAAGCUCAUGUCUGAAGGCAACUUUUGGUCUCUCAUGUGGACGAUUCUAGCUAUUGGCGUGGGACUUGCUUACUUCUUCUGCUUUCUCUUCUCUACUCGACUGGCCUCUAUUAUUCGAAACAAGUACCAGCAGAUGUACUUUGAGGCCAUUCUCUACCAGAAGACGUCAUUUUUCGAUGAGGAGGAUCACUCACAAGGGACUUUGACCUCCCGUGCCUCCGGAGACCCCAAGCAACUCGAAGAGCUGAUGGGAGCGAACAUGGCCAGUGUUUACGUCGCCAUCUUCAGUCUCACAGGAUCAAUCGCCAUCGCCUUCUCGUUCGGAUGGAAGCUGGCCUUGGUGGCUAGCUCCGUUGUCUUGCCCGUCCUUCUUGGCUCGUCGUACUGGCGUUUCAGAUACGAGAUCCAGUUUGAGAAGAUGAACAACGAAGUAUUUGCAGAAAGCUCCAAGUUUGCAUCAGAGUCCAUUGGUGCAUUCCGGACAGUCACCUCUCUGACUCUGGAGCAGCCGAUAUGCCAGCGAUUCGAGGAGCUCUGCAAGGGGCACGUCGUGACGGCCUUCAGAAAGGCCAGAUGGGUCAGCCUCCUCUUUGGCUUCUCGGACAGCGCCACCAUGGCAUGCCAGGCUCUCGUCUUCUACUACGGCGGCAGACUGCUCCUCAGCGGCGAGUACCAAAUCAUGAAUUUCUUCGUCUGCUUCAUGUCCAUCAUCCAGGCUGCCGAGUCUGCCGGCCAAGGGUUGAGCUUUGGCCCAAACGCCGCCCAGGUGACGGCCGCUUCAAAUAGGAUCUUGAACAUGCGCGACUCGAGGCUGCGAGACGACCACGCUGAAGAGGAUGACAUUCCGGAGCCCGAGGGCGGCAUGAAGAUUGAGCUGCAAAAUGUCCACUUCAAAUAUCCUUCCCGGGAAACUCCAGUGUUCCAAGGCCUGAGCUUGACCAUCGAGAAGGGUCAGUUUGCCGCCCUGGUUGGCGCAUCUGGAUGCGGCAAGACGAGCGUCAUUUCGCUGUUGGAGAGGUCUGUUCUACGACGUGGACAAGGGGCGCAUUCUCUGCAAUGGCAGAGAUAUCAAGGACGUCAACGUAUACGCCUACAGGCGACACCUGUCGCUUGUCGCACAAGAAGCAACGUUAUUCCAAGGCAAGUAGCGUCCGGUUGCCAGUCGGUGUCCCUCACCCAGCUGACACAAGACUCAGGCACUCUUCGAGAGAACAUCCUCCUGGGGGUCGACGACCAAAGCGUUACGGACGAACAGCUGCACCAGGUCUGUCGCGACGCCUCCAUCCACGACUUCAUCGUCUCCCUCCCAGAAGGGUACCGCACCAACAUUGGUUCCAGGGGGGUUACGCUCUCCGGGGGCCAGAAGCAGCGAGUGGCUAUCGCGCGUGCUCUCAUCCGCAGCCCGAACAUCCUGCUCCUCGACGAGGCCACUAGUUCUCUGGACUCGGAGAGCGAGAAACUCGUGCAAGCUGCUUUUGAGCGCGCUGGCCGAGGGCGCACAAUGGUCGUUGUCGCGCACAGGUUGGCUACUGUUCAGAACGCCGAUGUGAUUUUUGUGCUGGGCGAAGGUGGGAUCCUGUUGGAGCAGGGCAAUCAUGUGGAACUCCUUAGAAAGAAGGGUGUUUACUGGCAAAUGUGUCAAAGCCAGGCUCUGGACAGGUAG
Messenger RNA from Metarhizium album ARSEF 1941, 3969 nucleotides. Its product is annotated as MDR efflux pump ABC3. NCBI's taxonomy places the organism in Eukaryota, Fungi, Ascomycota, Sordariomycetes, Hypocreales, Clavicipitaceae. The coding region runs from base 1 to 3969 and encodes 1322 amino acids. The transcript is spliced from 11 exons. Gene Ontology annotation, molecular function: ATP hydrolysis activity; ABC-type transporter activity; ATP binding. Gene Ontology annotation, cellular component: membrane. The record is from RefSeq and is a predicted model, not a curated record. Gene Ontology annotation, biological process: transmembrane transport.